Molecule: messenger RNA, 1575 nt
Organism: Acomys russatus (golden spiny mouse)
Lineage: Eukaryota; Metazoa; Chordata; Mammalia; Rodentia; Muridae
Product: palmdelphin-like
Biological process (GO): regulation of cell shape
Cellular component (GO): cytoplasm; membrane
Source: RefSeq, a predicted model, not a curated record
AUGAAUGUCCACAGCUGUCCUCUCUUGGGCCAGCUGCUACAUCAGAUCAGCAAUUCCUCUGAGGCAGCUGACUUUCGAGUUCAGAAUGUCUGGCUUGAGAAAGAAAUCCAAGAUCUUGAAAAGGCUGAACUGCAAAUCUCCGCCAAUGAAGAGGCAAUUCUAAAGAAGCUAAAAUCGAUCGAGAGGACUACAGAAGACAUAAUAAGAUCUGUGAAGGUGGAAAAGGAAGAAACCCCAGAAGAGUCAAUCGAGGAUAUCUAUGCUAAUAUCCCUGACCUUCCCAGUUCCUACAUACCCUCCAGAUUAAGAAAGGAAAGAAAUGAAGGACAAGAUGACGAUGAUCAAAAUAGAAAAGCUUUGUAUGCCAUGGAAAUUAAAGUUGAAAAAGAUUUAAAGACUGGAGAGAGCGUUGUUCUGUCUUCAAUACCGCUCCCAUCAGAUGACUUUAAAAGUACGGGAAUAAAGGUGUACGACGACGGACAGAAGUCCGUCUACGCAGUCAGCUCCAAUCAGAACACAACCUACAAUGGCACCGACGGGCUCGCGCCUGUCGAGGUGGAGGAUCUCCUAAGGCAAGCCUCAGAGAGGAACUCUAAAUCACCCACAGAGUACCAUGAGCCUGUGUAUGCCAAUCCGUUUUGCAGGCCCAUGACUCCACAGAGAAAAGUAAGCCCUGGACCAAACUUUCAAGAAAGGAUAAUGAUGAAAGCUAAUGGACUGGGGAACCGUGCAAUGGAAUCCACAUACAAUAUGAAUGAUGGGCUUUCAGAGCGUAGAAGCAAUGGUCCCACUCAAGCCAACCUGACGCCAACACCUCAGCCCCGAUCAAUAAUGGUUCAGCAGCAAGCAGAAGAGACGGUCGACAGCCGGCAAAUGAGGACAGAGACUCCUUGGGAAGAAUCCAGCAUCAGGCAGAAUGAACAUGAGGUUUCUCCAACGAUGGGACUGAGCCCCAACAGAGCAAGCCCUGGGAAGUCACGACCCCAGAGUUCUUCGCCUGCUUGCCAGGAGGAGGAGGCAGAAGAUGUCAGAUACAACAUCGUUCAUUCUCUGCCUUCUGACGUGGAUGACACAGAACCUGUGACGAUGAUUUUCAUGGGGUAUCAACAAGCAGAUGAGAAUGAGGAAGAAAAGAAGCUUUUGACCGGGUAUGACGGGGUCAUCCAUGCUGAGCUGGUCGUGAUUGAUGAUGAGGGGGAGGAGAAUGAAGGACAAGCUGAGAAGCCGUCCUACCAUCCCGUAGCUCCCUGCAAGCAGAUUUACCAGCCAGCCAAACCAACCCCACUUCCCAGAAAGCGAUCGGAAGUUAGUCCUCAUGAAAACACCAACCAUAAAUCUCCCCACAAAAAUUCCAUAUCUCUGAAAGAGCAAGAGGAACGCUUAGGCAGCCCUGCCCACCGCUCUCCCCCGGGUGUUCCACUAGCUGGAGAUGGGACUGAGGAUCCUUCUUUAACAGCUUUAAGGAUAAGAAUGGCCAAGCUGGGGAAAAAGGUGAUCUGAGAGCCAUAGUGCCACCUGAAUAGCCUUUGAAGAAGAAGCCAAGAAAUGCCUGACACUCUCUCUUCUGAAUACUUU